Hirsutella rhossiliensis is the source of this 1512-nucleotide messenger RNA. RefSeq lists its product as uncharacterized. Lineage: Eukaryota; Fungi; Ascomycota; Sordariomycetes; Hypocreales; Ophiocordycipitaceae. The transcript has 3 exons. The coding region runs from base 1 to 1512 and encodes 503 amino acids. The record is from RefSeq and is a predicted model, not a curated record.
AUGUCUGCCGACGACCAACAGUUUCUAGACGUGCUCUCCAGCAUCCCCGUGCAUCUCCGCCGCUACACUGACGACGUCGCCGGCUUCGUCGACCGCGGCGUCGACCGCGCCGCCGACGCCGUCCGCGAGACCCUCUCCUCGACCGCCUGGAUCCCCGACUCGAUCCGUCCCAGCCCUCCCGCCAGACCCCCUGCCGCCGCCGCCGCAGCAGCAGCCGCCGCCGCAGCCUCGCGCCUCGAGUGCCUGCAGGCCUGGGUCGUCCGGCACAAGGUCCUGACGGGCGUCGUCGUCGUCGUCGUCGGUGCUACCGCCUACAACGGCUACCGCAGGAGCCGCAGGCUGAAAAAGGCCCGCCGCGCAAAGAGGGCCCGCAACGGCGGCCGCACCGACGUCGUCGUCGUCGCUGGGUCGCCGACCUUGCCCUUGACAAAGUCCCUCUCCCUCGACUUGGAGAGGCGCGGCUUCGUCGUCUAUGUCGUCUGCAACGCUGCCGAGGAUGAGGACAUGGUCCAUGCCUUUGCCCGACCAGACAUUCGGCCUCUCACCAUCGACACGACAAACCCCCCUCGCGCCGGCGCGGCCAUCGAGCGCUUCGCGGGCUACCUGCAGUCGCCGCAGUCCCCCGGCCCCCAGAUCAAGCCCAACCAACUGACGCUCAAGUCCGUCAUCCUCAUUCCCAGUCUCCACUACCAGACGUCGCCCAUUGCCACCAUCCCGCCCUCGAGCUUCGCCGACCUCUUCAACACGCACCUCCUGCAGCCCAUCCUCACCAUCCAGGCCUUCCUGCCGCUGCUCACCUCGCGCCUCAACCCCAUAGGCGAGCGCUGGGUCCCGCCAAAGGUCCUUGUCUUCACCCCCUCCAUCAUCUCCUCCAUCAACCCGCCCUUCCACGCCCCCGAGGCCACCGUCUGUUCCGCCCUCGCUGCCUUUACCGAGGUCCUGACGGCCGAGCUGCGGCCCCUCGACAUCCCCGUCACCCACAUGCAGCUCGGCACCUUUGACUUUUCCGGCUUCGUCCCCAGCCGUUCAUGCCCUUCGCUGGGCCCAUCGUCCGGGAGGCCGCACGAUACCCUCGGCUGGCCUGACGGCGCCCGCCACGUCUACGGCCGUAACUUUGUCGCCCAGACCAGCUCCGCGGUCUCGGGCGGCCGCAUCCGGGGUCUCCGCGGCUCUUCCCUGCGCUGUCUGCACCACACCGUCUUCGACGUCAUCGACGGCUCCAUCACGGGCGACUCGGUCCGUGUCGGCCUCGGCGCCAGUGUCUACGGCCUUGUCGGCCGCUGGGCCCCGCGCGGCCUCGUCUCGUGGAUGAUGGGCGUCCGCAGGGUCGACGAGUUGUCGGCCUGGAAGUCCAGCUCCGACGAGGGCACAGCGCGCGACGACGUCGAUGAGGGCGACUCGGCCAUCAUGUCGUCUCACGAAUUUGUCGCCGUCCCCUCGGAACGCAACGUGUGGAACUCGGACACGGCCGAGAGCAGCCUCUGGGUGCCGUCCAUAGCCGAGUCUUCCUAG